Malassezia globosa CBS 7966 is the source of this 1140-nucleotide messenger RNA. RefSeq lists its product as uncharacterized. Gene Ontology annotation, biological process: translation. Bases 1 to 1140 code for a protein of 379 amino acids. Gene Ontology annotation, molecular function: structural constituent of ribosome. The record is from RefSeq and is a predicted model, not a curated record. NCBI's taxonomy places the organism in Eukaryota, Fungi, Basidiomycota, Malasseziomycetes, Malasseziales, Malasseziaceae. Gene Ontology annotation, cellular component: ribosome; mitochondrial small ribosomal subunit. The transcript has a single exon.
AUGGUGUGGCCAUUGCGUCUUGCACGCAGUUGUGUCCGUAUAACGAAGCCGCGCGUCUUCGUGUCGCGUAGGCUUUCCUCUUCGAUACCAACAUCCUCCAGUGCGGCAGCGACCUUUUCUAUCCCAGAGCAGCCUAUUGACGUCCCGCAUGCUGAUGCUAAUGCCGUCCAAACGAGUCAACAGGAUGUUCGCGCACAGCUAGAAACAGAAGACCCAGUAGGCGCGCAGGACGCGUUGGAGCGUCAAAUCCGGCGCAUGCGCCGGAACAUGAUGCUAGACAUGUCUGGCAUGGCCAGCACGCAGACGCGUGAUACCUCUUUCCGUCCAUUCAAGAUGCGAACUCAGCCAGUGGAGCCGCAUCAACUUACUCUUUCACACCUACUUGCUGCUACGGCUCAAAUGGGACAUGCAAAGCAGCAUGUCACUCGCAGCUUCGAGCCGUAUUUGUAUGGAUACCGUCACGGCAUGGGUGUCAUCGAUGUCGAGCGAGCUACACUUCCUGCGCUGCGUCGAGCUAUUCAAGUUGUGCGUGGCAUCACUGAGAAUGAUGGUAUUAUUUUGAUAAUUGGCACGCGCCCGAAUCUUCGCCCUGCCAUUCGAUCCGCUAUUGAACGUCUGGGCGGCAAUGGAUUCCAUGUAAGCAUGGAUCGCUGGCUUCCUGGCGUUCUGACGAAUGCUUCUAAGCUAUUAGCCUCUGCCACGCAGUACAGCGUAAGAAGCAAGCAUAGCGACGACGAUGUGGAAGAAGUGCCAAAUAUGACCAAACUUGCGACGCAAGGCUACCGUCCAGAUCUGGUUAUCGUGCUAAAUCCAACGGAAAAUGGGCACGCGCUGCGCGAGGCUACUCAGUGCCAUAUACCGACAAUGGGCAUCAUCGAUACCAACGUUGAUCCUCGCUCCGUCACAUAUGCCAUCCCUGCGAACGACGACUCACCGCGCGUUGCUGAGCUUGUGAUCGGUCUGCUUAGUAAGGCCGGCGAAGAUGGUCUUCGUCGUAGACGGGCGGCUCUAGAGGCCUGGGAGAAAAGUCAACGCCACCAAAAGCGAAAGAAUACGUCAUCAACCUCAACAUCAACAUCAUCCUCUUCGCCAUCAUCGUCCUCGUCUCGCGGCCGCUCCUCGCCUCGACCAUCUACAUAG